CUUCUCAGCUAUUUAAUCUAAUCUGAACAUUAUAAACUACUCACAAACAACAACGACCAUCAAGAAUAACCAAUCAAAUUUAAUAAAACAAAGAACAAAAUGGGUGCCAAAGAAAGUGUAGAGGCAGCCGCCAAAAUGAAUGCCGAUGGCUGGGGUCAUGUGGAGCGUGGAAGUCGCUACCACGGCCAUCGGCAUAAUCAACGCUCCCAGUCGCUAAAUCGCGGACAGGCGCUCUCUCAGGCGGAUGUAAGCGGCAUGUGGUGA
Molecule: messenger RNA, 264 nt
Organism: Drosophila willistoni
Lineage: Eukaryota; Metazoa; Arthropoda; Insecta; Diptera; Drosophilidae
Exons: 2
Coding region: 100-264 (54 amino acids)
Source: RefSeq, a predicted model, not a curated record